AUGCGAGUUCUAGAAUUUGGCGUUUUAGCCAACCUCGCCAUCUCAGUGAGCGGGUUUUCCGUAGGCCGCACCAACCAGGCUCGCGGUGAGAGUGCGUCGUCCACGGUACCUCCCUCGUCCUCCCCAACCAGUGAUGCUUGGAAGACCUUAGAAUGUUCCGCAGUCCAGGGUGAUGCAAAGGCUCAAUGGGAGGCGGCAGGUGCUAAUGCUGCCUGGAAUACAACCAUGAGUUCCUGGAUGCAGAACCGGAAGGGUGGUUUAUCCCAGUUUGUUAGCAGCUUUCUUCAUGGCCCUCAGUAUAUGAGAUGUAGCGAUAUUGCCACUGAGAACCGUUGCUCCCAGCCUGUGGAGUGCAAGGAUGCUACUAUCCCGGCCGGCGCUCUGAUUUUGAAUGGAUUUGCGGGUAUCCAUCAACUCCAUGCCUCAGUUUUCCAGGCUAUCGGCAAUGUCCAAGCCGACGUAUCGAAUGAUGUUGGCUCCUUCACUUCCACCUUCGCCCCUCAGCCGCCUAAAGAAACGGGUGUCACUUUGAAGAAUAUCUUCGAUUCUAUGGCGUUGGUUAUAAGCCUAGGCUCAGCUGCAGUCUUCAACAUCGCCAUGAAGCAGGUAGAGAAUGUCGUUGCUAAAGCUAUGGUCGCCGAUGCGCUAGCCGCUAGCAUGGGCGCCGUGGGUGCCUUCUAUAAGACUAAUAUGAGAGGUGCCAUCGAGGGUCUACAGGUUCAAAACACCAUCGAUUCCUACCUAGGCGAGACUAUGAAUGCCUGGAAGGGCAUUGAGUCUGACUAUCUCGACGACCUAUUCUCCGACAAGAAUACCGACACCAAUACUCUUUAUAACAUGAUUAACAAUGGUGCUAUGGGCGAAAUCAUGAAUACUCUUGACCUAAACGACACCAGCAACGACGUCAAAAAGAUCCUUUAUGGUCAGAUGAUCCCGUACGCAUGGUCUGUUUCUCAGGAUAACGUGCAUCCUUUCAUUUGGCGAACCGAGGAACCCUGCGACGGAACUACCACCACCGUCCCCGAAAGUACCUAUGACCUUAUUGGCCUUCGCAGCCUGCCUCCUAAGGUCAAUGCAUGCUUCGACGGCAAGCUUCAUUACCUACUAAACGCUCACCCGACUGAGCACGGCCAGCACCUUGUAACCGAGCUUCCAGGUGGAGACCAUCUUACUAUGGAUGGAAGCAGAUGGGGUGGAAUCAUCAUUGAGGACAUAAUUGAGUCUAGCGUUUCCGGGUGGUUGCAAAACAAAGGGCAGAAUGGAUAUCCUGGGAUGAACACUGAUAACAUCGUGAGCACCUUUGGCAAAGACGUUCCUAGUGUCCGAACUGCUGGAUUCUUCCAGUUGCCAGUGUGUACAGAUGGGAUCCUCACCCUCGACACGAUCCAAAAAGCUGAGGCUAGGGAGGGGAACCAAAAAUAUUUCAAAGACUCCCCCUAUUACCCCUGCCCAGAUCCUAAUGGAUACAAUAUAAAGGGUACCAAUAUUCAUGUUCCAUAUCACGGUUGCAUUGUGAUCAAUGAGAGUAAGCUUUGCGCUGGGCCCUUGGGUGGAGGAUCCUAUAACGUCCGAGAUUCAAAUAAGGCCAAUAGCACAGCAACUAUCUAUUCCAAGUUCAAUGGCGAUGAUAAGGCCAAUUCCAAAGUGACUCCCGGUUGCAAGCUCAAUGCACAAUGGCCUCGUGACUGGGCUGAUCUGGACUUCAACGAUGACUGUCUCGAGGAUCGCAACGGAUAUUACAAGCUGUGCUGUGAUGACACGACAGUCAACCAGGACCUUGUCACCAACCCAUAUGCGAUUUAA
This is a messenger RNA of Penicillium griseofulvum, 1803 nucleotides long. RefSeq lists its product as uncharacterized. Lineage: Eukaryota; Fungi; Ascomycota; Eurotiomycetes; Eurotiales; Aspergillaceae. Bases 1 to 1803 code for a protein of 600 amino acids. The record is from RefSeq and is a predicted model, not a curated record. The transcript has 8 exons.